UCAAAAUACAAGUGGAAAUUGUGUCAUGAAAGAAAAUAGAAUUCAUAGUGUAUUUGGUGACUGCAUAAGAAGUUUUUUAUAUAUUAUAUACAUAUAUUUGCUCACUAAUGGUGAAUCGAUUAUUAAAAACUUUGAAAGAAUCAAUUUUUUGUAAAUUUUCUUCGAUUUUAUUAUCGCAUUUUAUUUAUUUAUUUUUUACAUUCCACCAUAUAUAAUUUGUGAAGUGUUUGUAUAGUAUUUGCUAAAGCUAUUUUUAAAUAUCCAUUCUGUCCAUAAAAGUAACAUCAUCUGGCAAACUGCCUAAAUGAACAAGCCAACAAAAAACAAUCCGCAAAAAAGUCAUGUAAAAUGUGCCAAUAACAUAUUGUUGUGAGGCUAAAUUAUGAUAUUAUUAUAAAAUGGAGUGGUAUCCUGAAGAAGAUGAGGAAGAGUUGAUGUAUUCACCAGCUUUAUUGGCAAGAAGGGCAUCCGAGAGCUGGAUCAUUGAGCCACCGAUAGAGAGCACUCCUAUAAAUGUAACUCUGCAACGGAAGAAGUCGUUACCUGAUUUUCAGGACCUGCCCCGUGCUACGGAAGCUAUGAGUCGUGAGGAAGUCUCUGCACUGGGUUCGGCGAGACGUGAAGCUGUGCGGCGCCAAAUACAAAUCAAUGAAAGACUAAAAGCAAAUCCUUUAUUGUACAUUUUUAGUCCACAAGUUAAGGAUUGGUUUUCUCGUCAACAAUUGGUGCUGCUUGUACUUUUCCUGAAUAUUAUUUUAGGUUUAAUUUUCGUGAAAAUGUUGACAUAGCAAAAAUAAUUAGGUGUCAAUACAUAUAAGCAUGAUCGGUUUUAAUUAAUAUUUUAAACUACUUAAGAUCAUAUACGAAGGAUUCAUAUGUUAUUGUCUAUAAAAAUUGAGAAAAAUAUCAGUUUGAUCCAAGAGUCGAAAGUGGUAUUAAACGUGUAUAUUACAAACUUUAACAA
Messenger RNA from Anastrepha ludens (Mexican fruit fly), 964 nucleotides. RefSeq lists its product as uncharacterized. Lineage: Eukaryota; Metazoa; Arthropoda; Insecta; Diptera; Tephritidae. The transcript has 4 exons. The record is from RefSeq and is a predicted model, not a curated record. The coding region runs from base 399 to 788 and encodes 129 amino acids.